Dovyalis caffra is the source of this 639-nucleotide messenger RNA. NCBI's taxonomy places the organism in Eukaryota, Viridiplantae, Streptophyta, Magnoliopsida, Malpighiales, Salicaceae. The record is from the annotation of a GenBank genome assembly.
AUGAGUUCGUCAUAUGAAGCUGGUGGGGAUGGUGGAUUGUUGAUGGAAGAAAAUAUGGAAGCACAAAAAUUCUCUCUUUUGGAUCAUAUAAAUGGGCUUCAAUACACGAAGGAGAAAUCAGAUAGUUUUGUUAUUGACAUGGAAAGUUUCUCUCAUGGCAUCAAUAAAGAUAUCAACGCAAAUUCAAGAAUCACAAGGAACCUUUCCAGAAAAGGGUCACUGCGGGGCGGCGGCGGCGAGAAGAAGAUUAAUUCUAAUCUUUCUCACUCUAAUCUUUCUAAUCUUUCUGUUAGUGAUAGAGAGGCUAUUGUUGCUUCAGCUUCACCCAGAAGUAUUGCUUCACCCAGAGGGCCAAGCACGCCUGAAAAGGCAGCAGUGGUAACGGUGGGGACCCCAGAUCAUUCCAGUAGCCCACAAGUUCAUCAUCAAAUCACUAUCACGACCGGCAACAUCAAUGGCACCCCAGAAGGCAGAUGCAUUAGGAGAAACAGCUUCAAGCGCUCGUCACCUUCAUGGGUCCUUGAUCCCAAAAGGAUUCUUUUCUUCUUUGCCACUCUGUCAAGUCUGGGAACAAUGUUGCUGAUAUACCUCACUCUUUCGAUUGGGAAGCUCAAUGCAGUCGAUCAUUCCCUUGAUUGA